AAACAAACUAACAUCAACAAUUAUCGUGUGUUAGAAUCGCCAGGGUUGCAUAGCCAUUUUCUCCAAAACCAGCGCUUCGAUCCUGAGUACCUCGAUAAACGAACAAAACGUGAUCUAAAACAGCUAUCGCCACCAGCGUUUCCGGUUGAAAAUAGCACCGAAAAAGACGAACACAUCCCCACCGCUGAAAAACUGACCAUGACAAAUCAAGAGAGCUAUCCUGCCGUGCAAACCGAGUGGACAAAGACAUCAUCUAGGCCAGAAUUUCAAGCUAAUGUGAUUCGAGAAGAGGAGGAUUCAAAUGCAGAAGCGUCAGUAAUAGUGAACGAAAAUACGAAGUCACGUGCGCCGAGAGUAAAUUUCAUAACGCAACAAACCAAAAGCCCGGAUCAUUCUGAAAUCCGCACUGGAAAAGAAAAAAUUAUAUACGAGCUCUAUAGAAAGCCACUAGCCAGGCUUUACUACGAGCGGCCAAUUCCAAAAGCAUAUGACUCGUUUAUGGCUCCCUCGCAGCCUCCAGUGUAUCCGUCCCGGUCGUUCAACAAAUACGAACCAUUGCAUCCCGAAAUGUUUGACCGUAUGUACCCACCUGCUCCACAUCAUUAUGAUCACUACUAUGAACGACGAUAUGAUUCUGAUUCUUAUGAUUCCUACUUUCCUCGAUACAAAUAUCCUUACUACUACUAUUUUCCGGACAACCGCUAUGAUAUUCCGAUGCCACAUAGGGAUCGCAAUUACAUAUACACGAAUCAUCUACUGAACGGAUUCUCAGAAACUAAUCGUCCAAUUAGUCUGCGUAACCGACGAAUCAUUUACUAUGCAACAUUACCCGAAAUAGUGCGUACACCGCCGAACGUAGAGUUGCGUUAUCGAGUGCAAGGCUAUCAUAACAAAUACGAUCCAAUUCAAAUGGCCUCUCCAACUGCAACAUUCGGUGCUUAUAAGGAAAUAGAUGCUGGGGUUGCUAAUAGCGUGAACAACAAUAAGUACGUUAGUUCAAAACCGAUAAAAAUUAUUAGAGAGUUGGAGGCCGAACGAGAUCACCAACACAUGACCAUCUCACGCGGCCAAUCGUGUGGAGCACGCAACUAUGCUGUGCACUGGGGGUAA
Anopheles aquasalis is the source of this 1110-nucleotide messenger RNA. RefSeq lists its product as uncharacterized. The record is from RefSeq and is a predicted model, not a curated record. NCBI's taxonomy places the organism in Eukaryota, Metazoa, Arthropoda, Insecta, Diptera, Culicidae.